Messenger RNA from Hypanus sabinus (Atlantic stingray), 3621 nucleotides. Its product is annotated as potassium voltage-gated channel subfamily H member 7-like. Lineage: Eukaryota; Metazoa; Chordata; Chondrichthyes; Myliobatiformes; Dasyatidae. Gene Ontology annotation, biological process: potassium ion transmembrane transport; membrane repolarization during action potential. The coding region runs from base 1 to 3609 and encodes 1202 amino acids. The record is from RefSeq and is a predicted model, not a curated record. The transcript has 16 exons. Gene Ontology annotation, cellular component: membrane. Gene Ontology annotation, molecular function: inward rectifier potassium channel activity.
AUGCCUGUGCGAAGAGGGCAUGUUGCACCGCAGAAUACCUUUUUGGGGACUAUUAUAAGGAAAUUCGAAGGUCAAAAUAGAAAAUUCAUCAUUGCGAACGCAAGGGUACAGAACUGUGCAAUUAUUUACUGCAAUGAUGGAUUUUGUGAAAUGACGGGCUUCUCAAGGCCGGAUAUCAUGCAGAAGCCAUGUACAUGUGAUUUUCUGCAUGGCCCAGAAAGCAAGCGGAAUGCUAUUGCCCAGAUUGCUCAGGCUCUGCUAGGCUCAGAAGAAAGGAAGGUCAAUGUCAUAUACUAUCGCAAAGAUGGAUCAACAUUCUUGUGCAACACCCACAUAAUUCCUGUGAAAAACGAAGAAGGAGUGGUCAUAAUGUUCAUUAUAAACUUUGAAUUUGUUGAUGAAGAAAAAUCCUUGCAGUCUGCAGAUGGCUUAAAUCAUAUGUCGCCUUCCAAAGAUGCACGUAAAUUUUUCAGAUUAAAGUUGCCUGCUAUAAGACUUCUUACAUCCAGCAAGCAAUCACUCCCCCAAGAGGAUCCUGAUGUGGUGGUGGUGGAAUCUUCUAAAGUAAGCAACGAUUCUUUGGCCAUGAAGGACUUGAAAUCCCCUGCAAGUGAAAGUUGUGGUCCUUCAGAGUUUGAAGACACAAAAGCAUUGACAGAGCCUGGUAGUUCACCUCCAUUUAUCAAUCUGCCAGGGCCUCUAGACCAUUCUUCACCGAAACAACAAUGGGAUAGACUGAAUCCAGAAAUGCUACAGUCUACCUCCGGUCUGACAUACAGCCAGUCAAGGGAAAGUGUGUGCAGUAUGAGAAGAGCAUCGUCAGUCCAUGAUUUUGAAGGAUACCAUGUUAACUCUAGGAUUGUAUUCAGGGAUCGACAUGCAAGUGAAGACAACGGACACAAUGUUAAAGGACCGUUUAAUCAUGUCAAGUCAAGCCUACUGGGCUCCACCUCAGAUUCUAAUCUCAACAAAUAUAGCACAAUUAGCAAGAUUCCUCAAAUCACCCUGAACUUUUCUGAUAUAAAAGCUGAAAAGAAGAGUUCAUCUCCGCCUUCAUCAGAAAAGACCAUCAUUGCACCGAAAGUGAAGGAAAGGACGCACAAUGUCACAGAAAAAGUGACACAGGUUCUUUCUCUCGGAGCUGAUGUUCUUCCAGAGUACAAGCUUCAGACACCUCGCAUCCAUAAACUCACUAUCCUGCACUAUAGUCCUUUCAAGGCCGUUUGGGACUGGCUAAUCUUACUCCUGGUCAUCUACACCGCAAUCUUCACUCCCUACUCCGCAGCCUUCCUACUAAAUGACAGGGAGGAGCAGAAGAGAAGAGAGUGCGGAUACUCCUGCAGCCCACUGAAUGUUGUGGAUUUAAUCGUGGAUAUUAUGUUCAUUAUUGACAUCCUAAUAAACUUCAGAACAACUUACGUAAACCAAAAUGAAGAGGUGGUUAGUCAUCCAGCAAAAAUUGCGAUUCACUAUUUCAAAGGCUGGUUCCUUAUUGACAUGGUUGCAGCUAUACCAUUUGACCUUCUCAUUUUUGGAUCAGGGUCUGAUGAGACGACAACGCUGAUUGGUCUCCUGAAGACAGCCCGUCUGCUGCGCUUGGUGAGAGUUGCCCGUAAACUAGACCGCUACUCCGAAUACGGGGCUGCUGUCCUGAUGCUGCUUAUGUGCAUAUUUGCCUUGAUUGCUCACUGGCUCGCUUGCAUUUGGUACGCCAUCGGGAAUGUGGAACGACCGUACCUGGUACACAAGAUUGGUUGGUUGGAUUCUUUAGGAGAACAAAUAGAGAAACGAUACAAUUACAGUGAUGCCAACUCUGGGCCCUCUAUCAAAGAUAAAUAUGUGACAGCUCUCUACUUCACCUUCAGUAGUCUGACAAGUGUCGGAUUUGGAAACGUAUCGCCUAACACCAACUCAGAGAAGAUCUUUUCCAUCUGUGUCAUGCUUAUUGGUUCCCUAAUGUACGCCAGUAUCUUUGGUAAUGUCUCAGCAAUUAUCCAGAGACUGUAUUCGGGAACAGCAAGGUAUCAUAUGCAAAUGCUUCGAGUCAAGGAAUUCAUACGCUUUCAUCAGAUUCCCAACCCUCUCCGUCAGAGGCUAGAGGAAUAUUUCCAACAUGCUUGGACAUACACAAAUGGCAUAGAUAUGAAUAUGGUCCUUAAGGGAUUUCCUGAAUGUCUCCAGGCAGACAUAUGCCUUCACCUCAACCAGGCAUUACUUCAGAACUGCAAGGCAUUCAAAGGAGCCAGUAAAGGAUGUCUCCGAGCUCUGGCCAUGAAGUUUAAAACCACACAUGCUCCUCCUGGUGACACUUUAGUUCAUAGCGGUGAUAUCCUUACUGCUCUCUACUUCAUCUCCAGGGGCUCUAUAGAAAUCCUGAAAGACAACAUUGUAGUAGCAAUCCUUGGGAAAAAUGACAUCUUCGGCGAAAUGAUCCACCUUUAUGCAAGACCAGGGAAAUCUAAUGCUGAUGUACGAGCACUGACGUACUGCGAUUUGCAUAAGAUCCAAAGGGAAGACCUAUUAGAAGUUUUGGAUAUGUAUCCAGAGUUCUCCGACUACUUCUUAACGAAUCUGGAACUCACAUUCAAUCUGCGAGAUGAAGGGUCAAAGGCAGAUAUUCUACUCAAAGCAGAAUCAAGCAAUGAUUCAGAUGAGGAUGUUCCCAGAACCAGAAGAAGAAAACUUUCCUUUAAAAAGAGAACCAAUGGAGAAGAUGAUGAAGAAGAAUAUGGGAAGCAGGGAGCAUCUCAAAACAUCCCAAAAUGUGACCAGCAACAUUAUUAUAAAAAAAGGGAUUUAGAAGAAAAACCAAGUACUUCAUCUUCCCUUUCUACCUCUGUGGACGAGGAGAAAAAGCCACUAUGUUCUGGAAUAUUGGACUAUCCUGCUGAGAUAGAAGUGAACUGCAGACUGGGGUUUGCACAAGGAUCCGAAAUUCAAAGUAGAAAAGCUGAAAGAAGAACUAAGAUGCCAGAUUCCAGUGAGAGACUAAAGGACUGGGAAAGUGGGAAAACAGCAGAAUACCCUGAUAUGUCUACUCAAUCAGCAAGUUCUCAAGCAGCCCAGGGUAUCUCAGAGUCAGGAAGUGAUUUAACCUAUGGUGAAGUUGAGCACAGACUAGAUUUACUUCAGGAACACCUCAGCAGACUGGAAUCACAAAUGUCUACUGACAUUCAUGCCAUCUUGCAGUUACUGCAACGGCAGUCUAUGUCAGGACCGCCUGCAUACAGCAUGGUAACAACCAUAAGAGACUACCAGAGAUCAUCAUCAAGAAUGGUACAUACAGUCCAACCUGUAACCACAAACCACAGUUUUCCCACAACUCCACAGAGUCCAGAGUUUUCAGAUUUUGAAAAAUCCAAACUGAAAUCCAAAGAGUCAUUGUCCAGUGGCGUACAUCUCAACACAAUAUCAGAAGACAACUUUGCCACAUUUUUGGACCAAGAACCAGAACAAAUUUUACAGUCCCAACAACAGCAGCAGCAACAACAGUCGCAAUCCUCUUUGCAUACAAUGCGACACCCUUCCUUACCAGAUUCCUCAGUAAGCACCAUGGGACUGCUGGGUCUUCACAGGCAUCUGUCAGAUCCUGGUCUUCCAGGCAUAUAGCCAAUUAGUACU